Messenger RNA from Molossus molossus (Pallas's mastiff bat), 3873 nucleotides. RefSeq names its product smoothened, frizzled class receptor (gene SMO). Bases 385 to 2760 code for a protein of 791 amino acids. The transcript is spliced from 12 exons. Gene Ontology annotation, biological process: commissural neuron axon guidance; smoothened signaling pathway; central nervous system development. NCBI's taxonomy places the organism in Eukaryota, Metazoa, Chordata, Mammalia, Chiroptera, Molossidae. Gene Ontology annotation, molecular function: patched binding; transmembrane signaling receptor activity. Gene Ontology annotation, cellular component: dendrite; cilium; plasma membrane. The record is from RefSeq and is a predicted model, not a curated record.
CCCGCACCCCCGGCCCGCGCCUGGCCUCCAUCGCGGGCCCCGAAGGUGGUUUUUAAUGGUGGGAAAGGGGAUGGGGCUGGAGAUUGGGGGCCCAGAGGGCUCCCAGGGCUGAAGACAACUUGGAUUGCCAGGAAAAGGGUUAGGGAGCUGUGCAUCCCGGCCCGGGCCUCCGCUGCCCAACAUGGGCCUCGGGUUCCAAAGUUUGCGAAGUUGGGCGCCGAGGGCCCGCGGCGUGCAGCGCAUCCGGAGGAGCCCAGCACCGGACUGGCAGGGCGCACAAGUUGCCUGAGUCGCCUCCGUGGCCCCAAGGGUUGCGCGCGUGCCCUGGGGGUUCCGGGGAGCGGGCGGGGGCGCAGGGCUUCUGCUGAGUUGGCGGGUUUGGCCAUGGCCGCUGCUCGCUUCGCUCGGGGGCCGGAGCUCUUGCUUCUGCUGCUGCUGCUGCUACUGCUGCUGCUGCUGGGGGGCCCGGGCCGGGGGAUGGCCUUGAGCGGGAACGCCACCGGGCCUGGGCCGCGGAGCGUGGGUGGGAGUGCCAGAAGGAGCGCGUUGGUGACUGGCCCUCCGCCGCUGCUAAGCCACUGCGGCCGGGCCGCCCCCUGCGAGCCACUGCGCUAUAACGUGUGCUUGGGCUCGGCGCUGCCCUACGAGGCCACCUCCACGCUGCUGGCCGGGGAUUCGGACUCCCAAGAGGAAGCGCACGGCAAGCUCGUGCUAUGGUCCGGCCUCCGGAAUGCCCCCCGUUGCUGGGCAGUGAUCCAGCCCCUGCUGUGCGCUGUGUACAUGCCCAAGUGUGAGAACGACCGGGUGGAGUUGCCCAGCCGCACCCUCUGCCAAGCCACCCGAGGCCCCUGUGCCAUCGUGGAGAGAGAGCGGGGCUGGCCCGACUUCCUGCGCUGUACCCCCGACCACUUCCCUGAGGGUUGCCCGAAUGAGGUGCAGAACAUCAAGUUCAACAGUUCCGGCCAGUGUGAGGCUCCUUUGGUUCGGACCGACAACCCCAAGAGCUGGUACGAGGACGUGGAGGGCUGCGGGAUCCAGUGCCAGAACCCGCUCUUCACAGAGGCCGAGCACCAGGACAUGCACAGCUACAUCGCGGCCUUCGGGGCCAUCACGGGCCUCUGCACGCUCUUCACCCUGGCCACUUUCGUGGCUGACUGGCGGAAUUCGAAUCGCUACCCUGCGGUUAUUCUCUUCUAUGUCAACGCGUGUUUCUUUGUGGGCAGCAUUGGCUGGCUGGCCCAGUUCAUGGACGGUGCCCGCCGGGAGAUUGUCUGCCGUGCAGAUGGCACCAUGAGGCUUGGGGAGCCCACCUCCAAUGAGACCCUGUCCUGCGUCAUCAUCUUUGUCAUUGUGUACUACGCCCUGAUGGCUGGCGUCGUCUGGUUUGUGGUCCUCACCUAUGCCUGGCACACCUCCUUCAAAGCCCUGGGCACCACCUACCAGCCUCUCUCCGGCAAGACCUCCUACUUCCACCUGCUCACGUGGUCACUCCCUUUUGUCCUCACUGUGGCAAUCCUCGCUGUGGCCCAGGUGGAUGGGGACUCUGUGAGCGGCAUCUGUUUUGUGGGCUACAAGAACUACCGAUACCGUGCUGGCUUUGUGUUGGCCCCAAUUGGCCUGGUGCUCAUUGUGGGAGGUUACUUCCUCAUCCGAGGAGUCAUGACUCUGUUCUCCAUCAAGAGCAACCACCCUGGGCUACUGAGCGAGAAGGCUGCCAGCAAGAUCAAUGAGACCAUGCUGCGUCUAGGCAUUUUUGGCUUCCUGGCCUUUGGCUUUGUGCUCAUCACCUUCAGCUGCCACUUCUAUGACUUCUUCAACCAGGCUGAAUGGGAACGCAGCUUCCGGGACUACGUGCUGUGCCAGGCCAAUGUAACCAUCGGGCUGCCCACCAAGAAGCCCAUCCCUGACUGUGAGAUCAAGAAUCGCCCUAGCCUGCUGGUGGAGAAGAUCAACCUGUUUGCCAUGUUUGGAACUGGCAUUGCCAUGAGCACCUGGGUCUGGACCAAGGCCACAUUGCUCAUCUGGAAACGCACCUGGUGCAGGUUGACCGGACAGAGUGAUGAUGAGCCCAAACGCAUCAAGAAGAGCAAGAUGAUUGCCAAGGCCUUCUCCAAGCGGCGUGAGCUGCUGCAGAACCCAGGCCAGGAGCUCUCCUUCAGCAUGCACACCGUCUCCCACGAUGGGCCUGUGGCGGGUCUGGCCUUUGACCUCAAUGAGCCCUCAGCUGAUGUGUCCUCUGCCUGGGCCCAGCACGUCACCAAGAUGGUGGCUCGGAGAGGAGCCAUACUGCCCCAGGAUGUGUCUGUCACCCCUGUGGCAACUCCAGUGCCCCCAGAGGAAAAAGCCAACCUGUGGCUGGUUGAGGCAGAGAUCUCCCCAGAGCUGGAGAAGCGCCUGGGCCGUAAGAAGAAGCGGAGGAAGAGGAAGAAGGAGGUGUGCCCACUGGUGCCACCUCCCGAGCUUCACCAUCCGGCCCCCGCAUCUGCCUCCAGUGCUGUUCCUCGUCUGCCGCAGCUGCCCCGGCAGAAGUGCCUGGUGGCCGCGGGCGCCUGGGGAGCUGGGGAAUCCUGCCGGCAGAGAGCCUGGACCCUGGUCUCCAGCCCCUUCUGCCCAGAGCCCAGUCCCCUGCAGGAUCCGUUUCUGCCCAGCGCCCCAGCUCCCGUGGCCUGGGCUCAGGGCCGCCGGCAGGGACUGGGGCCCAUUCACUCCCGCACCAACCUGAUGGAAGCAGAGCUCAUGGACGCAGACUCAGACUUCUAAGGCAGGAGAUCAGGACCUGUGAAUUGGAACAAAUAACGUUCUGAGGCUCUUCGUCCUCCCUGAGAGUACUUCCCCAGGAUCUCGUCUUCCGGAGAACCGGAGAGCCCGGUGCGCUCCCAGGAGGGAUCUGUAGGUCUGGCUUAUGGCAGGACUGUGGGAAGGAGCCUUGACAAAUCCAUGGGUGGGCCUCACCCCGGGAACAAGCCCUGAGCUCCAGGGCCCUUGUUUCUGCCCCACCAGCUGGAGCCUGGCUGGCAGGUAGCCCCAGUCUGCAGUAAGGUUAUGGGGUGUGCAGGGUUUCUGGCGGGGCAGUAAUGGCAAAGGUAGGAGUGACAGUACCCAGAAUGGGCUGUGGUGGCCAGGGAGGCAGCCAAACCCAUGUCUGGCAGAUGAGGGCUGUUGCCCUUUCCUAUACUAGUGGGUGCCAGGUAAGGGCACCCUCAGACCAAAAGUGUUUAUUGUAUCAUUAGCCCUUUGUCUAAGUGGGAUCAAGGCUCCCUUCUCCCCCUUCCAGGUGGUUGUGGGGCUGGGAGUGCCUGUUCCAAUAGGGGCUAUAACCUCUCUUCACAGAUGUCUAGCUGGCCCCACCCCGGCCAGUAACCCGGCCCAUGUUCUCCUGUACCCUCCUUCCAUUUCCCAUUUCAGUUCAACCAGGCCAACCUCUUCCUGUUUUCUGUUUGUUGAUUAGGACCCAGAACUACAGGCUGUCCAUCCCAUCCUCAUCCCCCACUCAUGUUUCUGGACUCUGUUUCCAAGUAAGAAAUUGGUCCCGCUAUAGGGCCUGGUGUGCUAUAGAAGCAGUGAGUGGUGGGGAGCCAUUGGGUCUCCGAGACACAUUGUCUCUUCCUGUAUCCAUCCAAUGGGGGAUGGAUCCUCUGGCUUGAGGGGCUACCCUAAGAAGCUGUUGGAGCUUUGGUCAGGCAGGAAAGCUUCCUUUAACUUCUGCAACUGGUGGGUGAAAAGAUUUCCAACCUUUUAUAGGCCUCCUCCAUGUCCCAAAGCCCCGGUUUCAAGAACCAGGCAGCAGAAAGUCUAAGGAGCUGCCUGGGUUCCAGAUUGGGGAUAAGGAUGAGGAGAAGAACUAUAAACAGUAAAUAAAAGGUUUUGUAUAAA